Molecule: messenger RNA, 1041 nt
Organism: Exserohilum turcica Et28A
Lineage: Eukaryota; Fungi; Ascomycota; Dothideomycetes; Pleosporales; Pleosporaceae
Exons: 1
Coding region: 1-1041 (346 amino acids)
Molecular function (GO): tocopherol cyclase activity
Source: RefSeq, a predicted model, not a curated record
AUGGAGCACAACGGCCCGCACCCAUCCGCCCAAUUCGAGGGCUACUACUCCAAGUUCGACCUUGCAUCUGGCGCCCACAUUGUCUUGAUCAUCUGCUCUGUACCCAAAGCGUCCUCACGGCCGCACAUGGUCUCAUUUACCUACUAUCCAGCAUCCGGACAUCCCAUCUUCCAGCGCGACCACUUUGUCAAGAACAUCUCGGCCAUCGUCAAAGAUGCCAAGACCAAAGCCUUCGAGGUGCAGAUCCCCGGCAUGGGCACCAUGCGGACCGACGCCAACGGCCAAACAAGCUACAAACUCGCCGCCGAAGACGGCAGCUGGAGCCUCGAAGCCCAGUGCAACGACUACACUGCAUGGAGCCCCAGAAAGAAUUCUCCGGAAGGCUGGCUAAUCCAUCUCCCCCUUCCACUCCACUGGCACGUGCAUUCCCUCUGCUCCCCAGCUACCUUUACCCUCGACAUCCCCGCUCUCGGCGACGCCUUCCCAUCAGCAGACGGCGAGUCCAGCGCCACCAUCCACCAGGAGAAAAACUGGGCCCAUAGUUUCCCAGACGCGCACAUGUGGAUGCAAGCCUGGGACAAUGAGCACAAGCGCGGUAUCUGUCUUGCUGGCGGCAAAAUCCUCUACAACACCGCGUACAUGAUUGGAUAUCGUUCUCCCAGCCUCGAUCUCGACUUUGUACCCCCAUUUUCCGUGUCCUAUCUCAAUCUCUUCUCGCCCUUUAUGAGCGUCAAGCAGGACUGGGGCAACCGGACGUUUUCAAUAUGGGUGAGUAAUUACUUGUAUAUGAUGGAGCUGAAGGCGACUGCGCCAGAGGACAAGGGCUGGUUUGGGCUUCCCGCUCCGUUUGCAGACGGCCAUCGCUUGAAUUACUGCAAGGAGAACUUUAUGGCGACGGUCGAGGCCAAGAUUUGGAAGAGACAGGGGUGGUGGCCGUGGAGUGCGUGGCAGGAGAUUAGGACCGAGAGGUGGGAGGGCGCGAGCUUGGAAUUCGGCGGAGAGUAUUAUCCUGAGAGGGGCGAGAGCAAGAAAGACUUGUGA